Messenger RNA from Coffea eugenioides, 1410 nucleotides. RefSeq lists its product as uncharacterized. The transcript is spliced from 8 exons. The coding region runs from base 1 to 1410 and encodes 469 amino acids. The record is from RefSeq and is a predicted model, not a curated record. Lineage: Eukaryota; Viridiplantae; Streptophyta; Magnoliopsida; Gentianales; Rubiaceae.
AUGGCAAGGACUAAAAGACAGAAGAUUACUGGAAAUACACUUGUUGAUCAACACGAGGAUAUAGCUGAAAAUCAGAUUCACAUUGAGGAGCCUAACUCUACAGAUGAAGAAAAUGCAGAUGAAAAUUCACAAAGAAAAACUAGAGGGCCAACAUAUAUGACAGAAAUAUGGGGUAAACCUAGUAGUUGUCAUCGGUACAAAGUUAGAUUUGAUAAGGAUGGUGAGCCUGUUGGCAAGAACAAGUCCAAAUUUACUGAGUUCUUAGGAACAAUAGCAAGAAAUGGAAAGUAUGCUCCUCUAGACGUGACAGAUUGGCGUGAAAUGACAAAUGAUAAGAAGCAAGACAUGCUUGUAUUGGUGAAGGAAAAAUUUCGUCUUUCUCCAGGUGCAGAUUUUUGGACUUUGAAAUCAAUCGGCAAAAAAUGGAGAAAUUGGAAAUCAGCUUUAAAGGCAAAAUAUUACAAUCCAAAUGAAUCCAUUGAGAGUCAAAUUAACAAUAGGGAUCAGCGGAUCUUGAAAGAUCAGUGGAGAAAUCUUCUGGCUUACUGGAGCUUAGAGGAAACAAAGAAUACCAGCGAGAAGAAUAAGAUGAGUCGGGCUAAGAAAACAAUGAAUCAUAAGACAGGGAAGAAAUCGUAUGCUCAAAUUCGAAAGAAAUUGAUGAAAAAAUUAGGUCAUCUCCCAUCACGAGUUGAUAUGUUCGAACACUGUUAUACUGACUCAAACGGAAACCCGGGAAAUGAUGACGUUGCAGCUACAUUACAAGCUUUGAAGGAAAAAGUUAGCCAACUUCCCCCUGGUUCUAAUGAUGAUGUUGGUCGUAAUGAUGCAUUUGCCCAAGUAUUUGGGGAAGAUAACAAUGGGCGUGUGUGCAUGUAUGGUCUAGGUGUGACACCAUCAGACAAAUGGGGUAAUGUACCUAGUCGCAGCACUUGUCAGCGUAUCGUUAUGGAGCAAAAGGCAGCAAUUUCUAAGAUGGAAGAUAAAUUUGCUGAGCAAGAUCAGCAGCUGAAAGACCAAGCCAAAGAACUUGCAGAGCUCAAAGCAAUGGUGUGUCAGCAGCAAAAUAGUGGCUCAAAAACUGGUGGCUCGAUAAAUUCAACGUCCUCUAAUCAUGUUUCAAAAUCUCCUAUGGGUGCUCGUUCUCUUCAGGAAGGUGAUUGGGUGGAUAUUUUCAGCUUGUUUGAUCCAACAAAAUGUCUAGCUAUUGGUCGCCUCCAAGGAAUUGAUCCUUCUAAAGUUGUUGGUGGACAACCAUUAGGACCAUGUUGGUGUGAAAUACUAGUACAAAUCGUGAUGGAACGCAAUGAACAAUUGAUUAGGCCUUAUGGGCUAUUGCAAACAAUUGAAGAUGCACUUGGUGCACCGAUUGCUUGGCCACUGAAAUUGGUGAAGAUUCAUGAGGAUUGA